Messenger RNA from Staurois parvus, 295 nucleotides. The record is from the annotation of a GenBank genome assembly. NCBI's taxonomy places the organism in Eukaryota, Metazoa, Chordata, Amphibia, Anura, Ranidae.
AGGAAUAGUGUCCCAUCGUUGGUAUCAGUGGGAUGAAUAGUGCCCCAUCGUUGGUGUCAUGGGAGGAAUAGUGCCCCAUCAUUGGCGUCAGUGGGAGGAAUCGUGCCCCAUCAUUGGUAUCAGUGGAAGGAAUAGUGCCCCAUCAUUGAUAUCAGUGGGAGGAAUAGUGCCCCAUCAUUGGUAUCAGUGGGAGGAAUAGUGCCCCAUCAUUGGUGUCAGUGGAAGGAAUAGUGCCCCAUCAUUGGUAUCAGUGGAAGGAAUAGUGCCCCAUCAUUGAUAUUAGUGGGAGGAAUAG